This is a messenger RNA of Coregonus clupeaformis (lake whitefish), 615 nucleotides long. RefSeq lists its product as uncharacterized. NCBI's taxonomy places the organism in Eukaryota, Metazoa, Chordata, Actinopteri, Salmoniformes, Salmonidae. The record is from RefSeq and is a predicted model, not a curated record. Gene Ontology annotation, molecular function: protein binding. The coding region runs from base 1 to 615 and encodes 204 amino acids. The transcript is spliced from 7 exons.
AUGGAUACCAGUGUUCCCAGCAUCAUCUUCCUGAGGAGCCGAGCAUUACAUGCUGAGUUCUCCUCCGCUGCAUGCCUCCUGUCCUCAGGACCCACAGGUUGCAUUAAUUUCUGGAACGUGCUCAACGGCGGGAAAUUCUUGGCCAACUUCGAGGCAUCUAGGUUCCAGCAGCUGAUCACUAAACUGGCAGUGACAAAGGAAGACACCUCACUGUAUGCGGCUGACCAACUUGGCUAUGUCUAUGUCUAUGCCAUAAAGACAUAUGCUCUUGGCUCAGAGAAAACCCCACCGAGAGCUGAAAACUACUGGCGUGCCCAUACCGGCAGCAUCACCGGGUUGCAGAUUGUUGACAAUGACCAAGUACUGCUCACCUCGUCCAUAGACUGCACUGUGCGCCUGUGGAGUGCCUACGGAGAGUUCAUAGGGACGUUUGGGCAGCAGGACAAUUGGAGCAUCCACACCCCUUCCUCCUGGAAGCAUCCUGCCGUUCCCUAUGAGAUCCUGAUCGACCCUCUGAGCAUGCCAGCUCACCCCAUCCUGGAGGGAGAGACCAGAGUGUCCGACGUCAUUAACGCUGACGACUCUGAGCCAAAGGUGCGUACAAAAAAGAUGUAA